Messenger RNA from Didymosphaeria variabile, 1953 nucleotides. It is a transcript of the gene fim1, whose product is annotated as fimbrin. Lineage: Eukaryota; Fungi; Ascomycota; Dothideomycetes; Pleosporales; Didymosphaeriaceae. Gene Ontology annotation, molecular function: actin filament binding. Gene Ontology annotation, biological process: actin filament network formation; actin filament bundle assembly. The transcript is spliced from 4 exons. Bases 1 to 1953 code for a protein of 650 amino acids. The record is from RefSeq and is a predicted model, not a curated record. Gene Ontology annotation, cellular component: actin filament bundle; actin filament; cytoplasm.
AUGAAUGUCAUUAAGCUGCAGAAGAAAUACCCGCAGUUUCAGCAGGGCGAGAUCUUCGGGCUGCAGGAUGCCUUCCGCAAGCUCGACAUCGACGACAAGGGCUACCUCGACGAAGCCACCGUUAUAAAGGCAACGCAGCAGACGGAACACCAGCCCUACGACGUCGUGCGCCAGGCCCUGAAGGAGGUUGAGCUCGACAGCUCGCGGCGCGUAGAACUGGACGACUAUGUCGAUCUCAUCUCGAAGCUGCGACAGUCCUCGCCCGCCCAGCAGCGUAUGAACACUGGCCCGACCCGAUCAGCCGGUGGCAGCGUUCCAUCCACGCCCGGGCACGCCCACAAGACCAGCACCGGCGCCGGCGGUGGCAGGAUCCACGUCCAAGGCUCCUCCGCCAACGUCACCCACACCAUCAAUGAAGAUGAGCGCACCGAAUUCACCCGCCACAUCAAUGCCGUGCUCGCUGGCGACCCAGACAUUGGCGACCGCCUGCCCUUCCCGACCGACACCUUCGAAAUGUUCGACGAGUGCAAGGACGGUCUGGUGCUGAGCAAGCUGAUCAACGACAGCGUGCCCGACACCAUCGACGAGCGUGUGCUGAACAGGCCGGGCAAGAAGAUCAAGACGCUGAAUGCCUUCCACAUGACUGAGAACAACAACAUCGUCAUUGAAUCGGCCAAAGGUAUCGGGUGCUCGGUGGUAAACAUUGGUAGCGGAGAUAUCAUCGAAGUGCGAGAGCAUCUGAUCUUGGGAUUGAUAUGGCAGAUCAUUAGGCGGGGUUUGCUCGGCAAGAUUGACAUCAAGCUGCAUCCAGAGCUGUAUCGGCUUUUGGAAGAUGAUGAGACGCUUGAACAGUUCCUACGCCUGCCUCCGGAGCAGAUUCUGCUAAGAUGGUUCAACUACCACUUGAAGAACGCCAAGUGGAACCGGAAGGUCAACAACUUUUCCACCGAUGUAAAGGACGGCGAGAAUUACACAGUCCUGCUGAACCAGCUUAAGCCGGAGAUAUGCUCUCGGAGCCCGCUGCAGACCAACGAUCUUCUUCAACGAGCAGAGCAAGUACUCCAGAACGCCGACGCUCUCGGUUGCCGCAAAUUCUUGACCCCUACUUCCCUCGUUGCCGGAAAUCCUAAGCUUAACCUGGCUUUUGUUGCUAACUUGUUCAACACCCACCCUGGCUUGGAUCCCAUCACCGAGGAAGAGAAGGCGGACAUUGAUGAUUUCGACGCUGAGGGCGAGCGCGAAGCCCGUGUCUUCACGCUUUGGCUGAACUCCUUGGACGUCCAGCCCGUUGUACAGUCGUUCUUCGAAGAUCUAAAGGACGGAACCAUCCUUCUCCAAGCAUACGAUAAGGUUAUCCCUAACAGCGUCAACUGGCGCCACGUCAACAAGCCCCGGGAAGGACAAGAGCUCAUGCGCUUCAAAGCUCUUGAGAACACCAACUACGCCGUUGAACUCGGAAAGGCGAACUCUUUCUCCCUCCCCGGUAUCCAGGGUGCUGAUAUUACCGACGGCCAGCGCACACUCACCCUCGGCCUCGUAUGGCAGCUCAUGCGGCGAGACAUUGUCAGAACACUCCAGGGCUUAGCACAGCGCCUGGGCAAGCGCGAUAUUUCGGACGCGGACAUGAUUCGCUGGGCCAACGACAUGGCGAAGAGGGGCAGCGGAAAGGGCACCCAAAUCCGCUCGUUCAAGGACAACUCCCUAACCAACGCCAUCUUCCUGCUAGAUGUUCUAUCUGGGAUGAAGAGCAGCUACGUCGACUACGACCUUGUGGCACCAGGCAGAAAUGACGACGAGUGCUACCAGAACGCAAAGUUGGCCAUCAGUAUUGCGAGGAAGAUGGGCGCGACCAUCUGGCUUGUGCCCGAGGAUAUUGUGGCUGUGCAGAGCCGUUUGAUCACGACGUUUAUUGGGAGUCUGAUGGCGACGAGUGAACGUAUGGGCGGACAAUAG